Messenger RNA from Malania oleifera, 2177 nucleotides. Its product is annotated as glucose-1-phosphate adenylyltransferase small subunit, chloroplastic/amyloplastic. Gene Ontology annotation, biological process: glycogen biosynthetic process. The coding region runs from base 363 to 1919 and encodes 518 amino acids. NCBI's taxonomy places the organism in Eukaryota, Viridiplantae, Streptophyta, Magnoliopsida, Santalales, Ximeniaceae. The transcript is spliced from 9 exons. Gene Ontology annotation, molecular function: glucose-1-phosphate adenylyltransferase activity. The record is from RefSeq and is a predicted model, not a curated record.
ACUUUUACAACUAUUUUUUUCAUUUUAAUUUUUAAUUAAUUUUAUUGUUUUUUCCCCUUUAAAGACGACCCUUGCCAGAUAUUCCAUGACCACCGGGCCCCACUCCCUACUCCUAUAUACCGGCACCCACACUCUCACACCACACACCAUUCUCUCUCUAUCUCUCCUUGUCUCAGCCUCGAUCAUUUCACUCGCAGCUCGCCGGCGACGGCGCUCGUCUCCGUCUGCCGCCACUUCUCCUCCGUAGCCUGUUCCGAGUAAUUGGAGAAGUGAGAUUUACUUGCUGGCUCUCUCAGUCGGUCAUUCGUAUUGUCGGUGAUUGUAUUUGCAUUCGUAUUUUCGGAGGUUGAUCGCGCUGCGCGAUGGCGAUGGCGGCGAUAGGAGGACUGAGGGCGCCUUGCUCUCCCAACAACUGCGGGGAUCUGAACCGGAGUCGAUCGCAGUUGGCUGCUUACCGAAGCCUGUCCUUUUCGUCCUCCGAUCUCUCUGGCCACCGCUUAAUUCCAUGCGAAACGGCGGUUGGUGGAAGCAGAAGCACCAGGCAACCCGUGAUCGUUUCUCCGAAAGCCGUUUCUGAUUCCAAGAACUCGCAAACAUGUCUUGACCCCGACGCUAGCCGUAGCGUCUUGGGAAUUAUACUUGGAGGUGGAGCUGGGACCCGGCUAUACCCACUUACAAAGAAGAGGGCCAAGCCUGCUGUUCCCUUAGGAGCGAACUACAGGCUGAUUGAUAUUCCCGUGAGCAAUUGCUUGAACAGUAACAUAUCCAAAAUCUAUGUUCUUACACAAUUUAAUUCUGCGUCUCUUAAUCGCCACCUUUCACGGGCGUAUGCAAGCAACAUGGGAGGUUACAAGAAUGAAGGAUUUGUUGAAGUCCUCGCUGCCCAGCAGAGCCCAGAAAAUCCUAAUUGGUUUCAGGGUACAGCUGAUGCAGUCAGGCAGUAUUUGUGGCUGCUUGAGGAGCACAAUGUUUUGGAAUUCCUGGUUCUUGCUGGGGAUCAUUUAUACCGUAUGGAUUACGAGAGAUUUAUUCAAGCACACAGAGAAACCGAUGCAGAUAUCACUGUAGCUGCACUGCCAAUGGAUGAAAAGCGUGCCACUGCAUUUGGUCUGAUGAAGAUUGAUGAGGAAGGACGAAUAAUUGAAUUCGCAGAGAAACCUAAAGGAGAGCAGCUGAAGGCUAUGAAGGUUGACACCACUAUUUUAGGUCUUGAUGAUGAGAGAGCUAAAGAGAUGCCAUACAUUGCAAGCAUGGGUAUAUAUGUCUUCAGCAAAGAUGUGAUGUUAAACCUUCUUCGAGAUAAGUUCCCCGGAGCCAAUGACUUUGGUAGUGAAGUUAUUCCAGGUGCAACUUCAAUUGGCAUGAGGGUGCAAGCUUACUUGUAUGAUGGCUAUUGGGAAGACAUCGGUACAAUUGAGGCAUUUUAUAAUGCAAACUUGGGGAUCACAAAGAAGCCAGUGCCAGAUUUCAGUUUCUAUGAUCGCUCAUCUCCAAUCUACACCCAACCUCGUUAUUUGCCUCCUUCCAAGAUGCUUGAUGCUGAUGUUACAGACAGUGUUAUUGGUGAGGGCUGUGUGAUUAAGAACUGUAAAAUUCACCACUCUGUUAUUGGGCUUCGGUCUUGCAUAUCAGAAGGAGCUAUACUGGAAGAUACAUUGGUCAUGGGUGCAGAUUAUUAUGAGACCGAUGCUGACAGGAAAUUUCUGGCUGCAAAGGGCAGCGUUCCAAUUGGCAUAGGAAAGAGCUCUCACAUCAAGAGAGCAAUAAUUGACAAGAAUGCUCGCAUUGGUGACAAUGUGAAGAUCAUCAAUGGCGACAACGUGCAAGAGGCGGCAAGGGAAACCGAUGGAUACUUCAUUAAGAGUGGGAUUGUGACAGUAAUCAAGGAUGCUUUGAUUCCCAGUGGAACCGUAAUCUAGGAAGUAGUUGAGAUGAUGUUUUCUGUGGACACGCUGAAGAAUGAUGCACUGAGAAACCCAAAAUUCCACUACACGUUGGCCUCAUUUCGAUGCACAAUGCAUAUUUCCUGGAGCAAAGUCUACGAGAUGGAAGAGGGGAUAUGCACUGUGAAGGAACUUUUUGUCGUCUUAAAUAAAAGUGAUAUAUAUAUAUUUUGCCUGCAAGUGUCUCCCUCUUUGUUGGAGAAAAUCAAAUAUGAUUUUUAUUUUUUAUUUAAA